AUGCUUCGAAGUUUCGCUAAGAUUCCAACAGGCAGAGAAAUUGCCAAGGUAAACGUUAAAUUAAUAAAGGAUAAUAACUGGUUUGGCCAAAAUGCUGCUGGAAGAGGCCUUGUUUUAACAACAGGUUCGGGACAUGGCAGUGCAGGUCCAACACCCCCAGAUCAUAUCAUGUUAGCUUACGGAUCAUGCUUUGGUGGAUCUGUCAAGCAUAUUCUCGAAGAUAAUGGUAUCAAAGUUAAGGAUCUUACAGUUGAAAUGGAAGCUGAAUGGGAGCUUGUUCCUCACAGAAGAAUCAAAGAGUUCCGUUCAAAUUGUAUAAUCGAAGCAGAUGGACUUACGCAAGAAAUGGCUGAUGCUGCUCUUAAGCAAGCAUCCGAUGAAGUUUGUAUGGUUGCCAAUACACUCAAGAGGUCUCCAAAGAUCACUGUAAAGUGA
Trichomonas vaginalis G3 is the source of this 435-nucleotide messenger RNA. Its product is annotated as YhfA family. The record is from RefSeq and is a predicted model, not a curated record. The transcript has a single exon. NCBI's taxonomy places the organism in Eukaryota, Parabasalia, Trichomonadida, Trichomonadidae. The coding region runs from base 1 to 435 and encodes 144 amino acids.